Peromyscus eremicus (cactus mouse) is the source of this 1916-nucleotide messenger RNA. It is a transcript of the gene Qtrt1, whose product is annotated as queuine tRNA-ribosyltransferase catalytic subunit 1. Gene Ontology annotation, molecular function: tRNA-guanosine(34) queuine transglycosylase activity. The coding region runs from base 22 to 1284 and encodes 420 amino acids. The record is from RefSeq and is a predicted model, not a curated record. NCBI's taxonomy places the organism in Eukaryota, Metazoa, Chordata, Mammalia, Rodentia, Cricetidae. The transcript has 10 exons. Gene Ontology annotation, cellular component: cytosol.
GGUCACGUGAUUCGAGACACCAUGGCGCUGCCCUCCGUGGUCUCAGCCCACGUGGUUCCGGGACCGAAAAUGGCGGCGGCGGCAGGCAGCCCGGCUUCGCUCGAGUCCGCUCCACGCAUCAUGCGGCUGGCGGCUGAGUGCAGUCGCUCCAGAGCCCGGGCGGGCGAGCUGCGGCUGCCUCAUGGAACCGUGGCCACCCCGGUGUUCAUGCCUGUGGGAACACAGGCCACCAUGAAGGGCAUCACCGCGGAGCAGCUGGACAGCCUGGGCUGCCGCAUCUGCUUGGGCAACACCUACCACCUGGGGCUGAGGCCGGGCCCGGAGCUGAUCCAGAAGGCCCAGGGGCUUCACGGCUUCAUGAACUGGCCCCACAAUCUGCUGACGGAUAGCGGCGGCUUCCAGAUGGUGUCUCUGUUCUCCCUGUCCGAGGUGACCGAGGAGGGCGUCCGCUUCCGCUCGCCCUACGACGGCCAAGAGACACUUUUGAGCCCAGAGAGGUCUGUGGAGAUCCAGAACGCUCUGGGCUCUGACAUCAUCAUGCAGCUGGACGACGUGGUGAGCAGCACGGUGACAGGCCCUCGAGUGGAGGAGGCCAUGCACAGGUCGGUCCGCUGGCUAGACAGAUGCAUCGCAGCCCAUAAGCAUCGGGACAAGCAGAACCUGUUUGCCAUCAUCCAGGGUGGACUGAAUGCCGAUCUUCGGACCACUUGCCUGAAAGAGAUGACCAAGAGGGAUGUGCCGGGCUUCGCCAUUGGAGGUCUGAGUGGGGGAGAGAGCAAGGCACAGUUCUGGAAGAUGGUGGCAUUAAGCACCUCCAUGCUGCCCAAGGACAAGCCGAGAUACCUGAUGGGGGUUGGCUAUGCCACUGAUUUGGUAGUCUGCGUGGCCCUUGGAUGUGACAUGUUCGACUGUGUGUACCCCACACGGACAGCGCGGUUUGGCUCCGCUCUUGUGCCCACUGGGAACCUGCAGUUGAAGAAGCAGCAGUACGCCAAGGACUUCAGUCCCAUAAACUCCGAGUGUCCCUGUCCCACCUGCCGGAAGCACAGCCGCGCCUUCCUGCACGCCCUGCUGCACAGUGACAACACCGCAGCCCUGCACCACCUAACUGUGCACAACAUUGCCUACCAGCUGCAGCUCCUGAGCACCCUGCGGAGCAGCAUCUUGGAGCAGCGCUUUCCUGACUUUGUGCGAAACUUCAUGCGCACCAUGUAUGGUGACCAUAGCCUGUGUCCUGCCUGGGCCGUUGAAGCACUGGCCUCCGUGGGAAUCACACUCACAUGACCUGGUUGCCCGGGGACGGACGCUGGGGCAUGGGGGAUACUGAAGGGCUCUUCUUUUAAAAAGAUUUUGUUACUGUUUUUUGUUUUCAUCUGAGAUCUUGUGUCUUCUUGGGAAGGUGGCCUGUCUGUCUUCUUCCCGGUCCCAAGCUUCACUGUAGAUGGAUGUCUUGCUGCUUCUUCGUAGGAAGUAACAGGGAGUGCAGGAGAGCCCAGUGGUUAGGUAUGCGUCAGGCGGCCCUGAGUGUGAUCCAGGAUGGAGAAAGAAAGGCAGAGUCGGAAAGGUCGGAGGUGGCCCUGAGGCCUUGAGUUUAAUCUGGUGGCUCUCGGCUGUAAUCCCAGCUCUAGGAAGGUAGUCCUUGUAGGACAGCUGCAAGUUCAAGGCUAACUCGGUUUUCAUAGCCAGCUGGGGCCUGAGAAGUAACCAGAGAACCAGUGGAGUAAUGGGAACCACCAGGUACAGCCCACCUUGCUGAAUGCAGUCCAAGACUCAGGGCUCCUUUUUUGUUUGUUUGUUUUUGUUUUGGAGAUAAGGUUUCCUGGUGCAGCCCUGCGAUCUUGGAAUUUACUCUUGAACUCACAGAGAUCCGCCUGCCUCUGCCUCCCGAGUGCUGGGAUUAAAGGUGUGCACAGCCA